GCUCCGCGGCGGGGUGGGUCGGGGCGUUCGGCGCGCCCUUCAUUGAAGCGGCGGUGGCCGGGCUGGGCGCCGGGAGUGGGAAGCGACGGCGCGGCUGGAAAAUGCCAGUCCAUUCCCGAGGGGAUAAGAAGGAGACGAACCAUCACGAUGAGAUGGAGGUGGACUACGCCGAAAACGAGGGGAGCAGCUCCGAGGACGAAGACACCGAGAGCUCGUCGGUCUCCGAGGAUGGAGAUAGCUCAGAAAUGGAUGAUGAAGACUGUGAAAGAAGAAGAAUGGAAUGUUUAGAUGAAAUGUCCAAUCUUGAAAAACAGUUUACCGAUCUCAAGGAUCAACUUUAUAAAGAACGAUUAAGUCAGGUGGAUGCAAAACUACAAGAAGUCAUAGCUGGAAAAGCACCAGAAUAUUUGGAACCACUGGCAACUUUACAAGAAAAUAUGCAAAUUCGUACAAAGGUAGCAGGAAUCUAUAGAGAGCUCUGCUUAGAAUCUGUAAAGAACAAAUAUGAAUGUGAAAUUCAAGCUUCUCGCCAGCAUUGUGAGAGUGAAAAGCUUUUGUUAUAUGAUACAGUACAGAGUGAGCUAGAGGAGAAGAUAAGAAGGCUUGAAGAGGAUCGGCACAGCAUUGAUAUUACCUCAGAGCUGUGGAACGAUGAGCUUCAGUCAAGAAAAAAGAGGAAGGAUCCUUUCAGUCCUGACAAAAAGAAGCCAGUUGUUGUGUCAGGUCCGUAUAUAGUUUAUAUGUUACAAGAUCUUGAUAUUCUUGAAGACUGGACAACAAUAAGGAAGGCAAUGGCUACGCUUGGUCCACAUAGAGUGAAAACAGAACCACCUGUGAAACUGGAAAAACACCUGCACAGUGCUAGAUCCGAAGAGGGAAGGUUAUACUAUGACGGCGAAUGGUAUAUACGUGGACAGACAAUAUGUAUUGACAAAAAAGAUGAAUGUCCUACAAGUGCUGUAAUUACAACAAUUAACCAUGAUGAAGUUUGGUUUAAGAGGCCUGAUGGAAGCAAAUCUAAGCUUUACAUUUCACAGCUACAGAAAGGAAAAUACUCAAUUAAACAUUCGUAAUCAUGAUUUAAGUGUUAUCUAAAUCUACCUUAUUAGU
This is a messenger RNA of Budorcas taxicolor (takin), 1110 nucleotides long. RefSeq names its product BRMS1 like transcriptional repressor (gene BRMS1L). Gene Ontology annotation, cellular component: Sin3-type complex. The record is from RefSeq and is a predicted model, not a curated record. NCBI's taxonomy places the organism in Eukaryota, Metazoa, Chordata, Mammalia, Artiodactyla, Bovidae. Gene Ontology annotation, biological process: negative regulation of transcription by RNA polymerase II. The transcript has 10 exons. The coding region runs from base 102 to 1073 and encodes 323 amino acids. Gene Ontology annotation, molecular function: histone deacetylase binding.